AUGUCCAGUAACACAAUCCAGACUGGGAACCAUCAGGUAAGCAAUACAGGCAUCAAGCUCAACACCGAGUUGUUCUUCUCUUUGGGUGAUAUCGAAUACUUCUCCUCUACCCAUCAACCCCUCUACCAUCUACCUAAGUCUUCUUUGAUUCUCAACAAAGAGGUAUUCCAGCCUCUUUGUGUAAUCUGGAUCCCCAUUCCAGACGAUGGACAAAUCACCAAAUCCAUCCUGGAGGAUACGAUCAACUCAUACUUGGAUGAAGAUGAUGUGCUUACUAAAGAUUGGUUGAAGACCAUCUUACUGAUUCCUUCUCUUCAAGACAGUGGGCAAAUAAUCGAACUUGACAUACAAGACGAGGGGUUAUCAUACUUGCUUGAAGAUGUCGGAUCGACCCAUCUGGUCCUUGAUCAAAGUAUACGAUACCAUUCAGAUCCACUCAUAAUCAGCUCGAUAUCCACAUCGGAACUGGAAGGGAAAAGAGCCGCAGGACCAUAUUUCGUUAACCAGCAAACAGACGUCUUUAACUUUUAUCCUGUCUAUCGAUUGUACCCCGAUACUUCCCAUGCGUUCGUCAAUGGUAUUUAUCCCCUGGAUGAUCAAGGGACGUACAAGACGUUGAAUAAGACCGACGAUAAAGGACGGGUGCUCGUUCCUGUACCGUCCAGAUUGUAUGCUUGGGCAAGUGUUGGAAAACUCAAGGGAUACAGACUUUCGGUUAAAGACGUAUUUGAUAUCAAGGGUAUACCAACCGAAGCAGGAAGUAAAGUAUAUUUGGAAAUGUGUGGAGAGGUAAAGGACACUGCUUCUUGUAUUCGACGACUGUUAGAGGAAGGAGCGGUGAUUGUAGGAAAGGUCAAAACUAAUCAAUUUGCAGUCACGGGAAAUAGCAUCGAACAGUCACCUGAUGUUCUAUAUCCAUAUUCACCCCGAGGUGACGGUUACCAAUCUGUUAGUGGGACUUCAGCCGGCUCAGCUAGUUCGAUGGCAAGUUACGAUUGGUUGGACAUGUCUGUAGGAUCAGAUACCGGUGGUUCUAUCAGACAUCCAGCGUCUAUCGUAGGACUAUACGGCAACAAGCCAACUACAGGAGUACUGCCUCUCGAUGGAGUCUUACCACUGAGCGAAUGGUCCGACACAGUGGGUGUACUGGCUAGGGAUCCGGUAAUGAUGAAAUGGGUCUUGGAGACUUGGUACAGUAAUUCCAAAUUCAUCAAAUCACACAAAACUUUACCUAAAAUCGUUCAAAUCCCAAUAGACGAUUUCGAAGUGAUCCCUUCUAACAUCCGAAAAAUCAUACACAACUUCGUUUCUUCCCUUCAAAAUGUAUUGGGAAUGAAAGUCGAAUGGAUCGAUAUUAAGAAGACUUCUGAGAGAGAUGGUGGUUUCAUGUCUAUUCCUGAAUUUGCAAAAGUAGGGGAAGAAUUACAAUAUCAAAAAUGGUCUAAAGCAUUUAUCGAUACCUAUAAAUCUCAGAAUCAAGGUAGAUUCCCACCAGUUGCAUAUCAUAUUCAAGAAAAUUGGAAAUCAACCGAACAUUAUUCGUUUGGUGAUUUGGGAACGAUGAGGGAGAAAUGGGAUCAUUCAGCAAGAAUAUUCAGGAAUCUGAUUGGAUCUGAUGAUCAGUCAGUUACCAGGACGAUUUUAAUCGAACCUAUAAAUAUCGAUCGAUUACCUCUCUAUAGAGAAAGUAAGAUGAACCCGCACAGAGAACCAUUAUCAACAAGGAAGAACCCAAUCGGCCCAACACAUCCUGCAUCAAUAGCUGGAUGUCCACACUACGUCGUUCCCAUCGGUCAAGUCCCUUUUAAAUCUUUGGUUUCGGAUCAAGAGGAGAUGCAACCACUGAGUAUGAGUAUCGUUGGAUAUCCAGGAAGCGACUUCGUAUUGCUCGAGAUCAUUGAUGAGCUCAACAAGGCGGGAGUACUUAAGACUGUCAAGACCGGUCGAACCGCUUUCUGA
This is a messenger RNA of Kwoniella botswanensis, 1959 nucleotides long. RefSeq lists its product as uncharacterized. The record is from RefSeq and is a predicted model, not a curated record. The coding region runs from base 1 to 1959 and encodes 652 amino acids. Lineage: Eukaryota; Fungi; Basidiomycota; Tremellomycetes; Tremellales; Cryptococcaceae. The transcript has 14 exons.